AUGGCUUUUGAGCAAAACCUUGUGAUGAUUUUCAUAUUCAUCGUCUUGGGAAUUCUUGCAUCCCAAGCCACAUCUCGUGCAUCCUACAAAGCUAAUUCCAUUGCUGACAAACAUGAGCAAUGGAUGGCUAAGCAUGGACGCAUUUACCGAGACAGCAAAGAGAAGGAAAGACGUUUCGCCAUAUUCAAGAAGAAUGUGGAGUUUGUGGAGAAAUUCAAUAGUGAAGGGAAUGCGACAUACACGUUAAGCGUCAACAAAUUUUCCGAUAUGACAAAUGAAGAAUUCCUCAGACAUCAUGCUGGGUUCAAAAUGCCUACGACCGUCUCAAGUUCAACAACUUCAUCAUCCGAAGAUCAAUUGUCCACUAAACAAAGCGGGCCAAAUAAUACGACUAGUGAUGAUAUUCCAGCAAGCAUCGACUGGAGGGAACAUGGGGCUGUCACUCCUAUAAAGGAUCAAGGCAAAUGUGGUGCUUGCUGGGCAUUUACGGUGGUUGCAGCUGUGGAAGGAAUUACAAAAAUCAAAACCGGCAAAUUGAUCUCACUGUCCGAGCAACAACUUGUGGACUGCGACGUGCAAAACAAUGGCUGUGACGCUAGUGACAUUGAUGUUGCUUUCGAAUACAUCAAGCAAAAUGGAGGGAUCGCCAAAGAGAAAAAUUACCCAUACCGGGGCAACAACAACAAAAAAUGCAACGCUAAAAAGGAAUCUCAGCAUGCUGCCAAGAUAACUGGCUAUAGAACUAUUCCUACUCAAAGAUAUGAUCUCCUACUCAUGGCUGUGUCCAUCCAACCAGUCUCAGUUGCCAUUGACGUUCAAGGAGAUGCCUUUCAAUCAUACCAUAAGGGGGUGUUCUCAGGUUCAUGCGGUCACGACGUGAAUCAUGCUGUAACCAUUAUUGGGUACGGGACGAAUGAAGACGGCACCAAGUAUUGGCUAGUUAAGAAUUCAUGGGGACUGGACUGGGGCGACAAUGGCUACAUGAAAAUUCUUAGAGCUAAUCUUAGCACGACAGGCCCUUCUCUCUCAGAAGGUCAUUGUGGCCUUAACCUGUAUGCUUACUAUCCCACUGCAUAA
This is a messenger RNA of Fragaria vesca subsp. vesca, 1077 nucleotides long. Its product is annotated as KDEL-tailed cysteine endopeptidase CEP1-like. The coding region runs from base 1 to 1077 and encodes 358 amino acids. The record is from RefSeq and is a predicted model, not a curated record. NCBI's taxonomy places the organism in Eukaryota, Viridiplantae, Streptophyta, Magnoliopsida, Rosales, Rosaceae. The transcript is spliced from 2 exons. Gene Ontology annotation, molecular function: cysteine-type endopeptidase activity. Gene Ontology annotation, cellular component: lysosome.